GGACCAACCUUGGGAAAUGCUUAUUGGAGCAAAAACUCCUCUGAUUUUGGAGCAUCGUUAGUGUUCUCUUCCCAUAUUGUUAAACGAUUUCGUUUAGUUGAAGAAAAAGCUUCUGGUGGCUAAACUCUCUCUGCUCAACCUAAGAGAUGAAAAUAGUGAAGGCAAAUGCAGGAGCACUUACCAAUUUCGAAGUGCUUGACUUCCUAAACUCAAGAGGUGCAUCAAAAGAUACUACAAGAGUUAUUGCUCCAAUUGCUAGAUCAGAAUACAAGGUCUAUGAUUAUUUGGUGGAGACUGCUGCUUCUACUCAAACGCGAGAGAGCGUUACCAAAUUCGCAGACAAGUGCAAAGAUUUCAAAGUCGCCAAAGCUGAGAUUCUCAAUAUCAUCAAUCUCCGGCCUUCUUCUAUUGUGGAAUUGUUACCGAUCAUAGAGACACCGGACACAGAUGGGAUAUUAAAGCUUGUGAAGGAUUUGUUACCGCCUCUGCCAACAACUGAAACACAUGAAGAUGAUGCCGAAGAAGAAACAGACAACGGUGAACAGUUGUGACUUGCAAAUGAAGUUUUUGAGUUGUU
Messenger RNA from Arabidopsis arenosa, 577 nucleotides. NCBI's taxonomy places the organism in Eukaryota, Viridiplantae, Streptophyta, Magnoliopsida, Brassicales, Brassicaceae. The record is from the annotation of a GenBank genome assembly.